AAAGGAUAAAUAUUAGGUUGGGAGGAAAAUUGGCUAAGGAAAUACAAUGAAAUGCACUAAAAGAUAAGCUUUUUAUAACAUCUAUGUUAUUGUAUGAUUUGAAGUUUCUUUUAUUUUUUUCUUGGACAUAAGCAUAUAUCCAAAAACCAACCAAAAUUUGAAAACUGUCUACAAUGUUUGAAUAUUCUCCUUGUCAACGUCAAAUAGUAAAUUCAUAUAUUUAUAUAUACACACACAAAGAUAGUCAGCAAUGUAUACCUUCCAAUUAUCUUUCAGGUUAUAUAUUAUUGUAAAGAGAUGAGGGAUUUGGAUUUGAAUACCUUAGACCACCAUGGUGAAACCAAGAAAGAAGUAGCUGUGAAUAAGGACUCCAACCCAGAAUUUUCUGAAGACGAAGAAAUGCUCGUGGAAAGAAUGUUCAGUUUGCUUGGACCAAGGUGGACAUUGAUUGCUGGAAGAAUACCAGGAAGAACAGCAGAAGAGAUUGAGAAGUUCUGGAAUUCAAAGAAGACUUUAGCUACAGAGAAUAAACAUUUGGAUCCCAAGUUCCAAGAGCCUACAAAUAACAAGUAGAGAUAUAUAUAUAUAUUGUAAAUAUGUUUUUAAUAAUUAUGUAUUGUACUGUGUGUAUGGUAGUCAGUAAUCAGUCAUAGUGAAUAGAAUGAUUCUCAGUUGUAAGCAUCUAUGUAUUAAUUAUCAUUUGUUUUUCAGUAAUUGAAUCUGUUGAGGGAAAAAUCCCUGCUUUUGUUUGAACGAA
Messenger RNA from Olea europaea var. sylvestris, 757 nucleotides. Its product is annotated as MYB-like transcription factor ETC3. The transcript has 3 exons. Gene Ontology annotation, cellular component: nucleus. The coding region runs from base 298 to 573 and encodes 91 amino acids. Gene Ontology annotation, biological process: cell differentiation. Lineage: Eukaryota; Viridiplantae; Streptophyta; Magnoliopsida; Lamiales; Oleaceae. Gene Ontology annotation, molecular function: transcription cis-regulatory region binding. The record is from RefSeq and is a predicted model, not a curated record.